Molecule: messenger RNA, 2403 nt
Organism: Prunus armeniaca (apricot)
Lineage: Eukaryota; Viridiplantae; Streptophyta; Magnoliopsida; Rosales; Rosaceae
Source: the annotation of a GenBank genome assembly
AUGCAGGGCUUCCUCAAAGAUGCAGAUGCAAGACAAGGACGAGAUGAAACAGUCCGUAUUUGGGUUGCCAAGAUUAGAGAUGCUGCUUAUGAUUUGGAGGAUGUCAUCCAAACUUAUGGCUUGAAAGUGGUUUCCAAGAAGAAAAGAGGCCUCAAGAAUGUUCUCAAAAGAUUUGCCUGCGUCUUCAAGGAAGGGGUUGAUGUUCAGAGGAUUGGGAACCAAAUUGAGAAUAUCACCACCAGAAUUUCUGAUUUGAGGUCAAGUUUGCAGAGUUAUAACAUAAGGGAAAUGAGGGAAAAGGACAGCAGUGGUGGUGAAUCUUCCUUGCAAUUGCAUGAGAGGCUAAGGAGAAGUUAUUCUCAUGUUGUUGAACGUGAUGUUGUUGGGUUAGAGUCCAACGUUGAAGAAUUGGUUAUGCAUUUAGUGAAAGAUGAAAAUCGUCAUCGAGUUGUAUCUAUUUGGGGGAUGGGCGGUUUAGGGAAGACCACCCUUGCAAGACAACUUUAUCAUCACAAAGAAGUAAGGCAGCAUUUUCAUGGUUUUGCUUGGGUCUGUGUAUCUCAACGUUAUCAAGUAAGAAAUGUUUGGGAGGGAAUUUUAUUUGAAGUCAUUUCUGCUACCAAGGAACAAAAACAAGAAAUGAAGGACAUGACAGAUGAUGAAAUAGCAAAGAAGCUUUUCCGUGUUUUGCAAAAAAUGAAAUGUUUGGUGAUCCUUGAUGACAUAUGGAGAAUCGAGACAUGGAAUCUUUUGAAGGCUGCAUUUCCAGAAGUGGAAACAGAGAGCACAAUAUUGCUUACUACACGCAAUCAAAAAGUAGCCACGCUCCCAAAUAGAAAUGCUUUUCUCCACAAACUCCAGCCACUCAAUGAGAAUGAGAGUUGGAACCUACUUGAGAAGAAAGCAAUAUCUGAAAGGGCUGAUAUCGAUUUGGGAAUUUUCACAAAGAAGAGAGAAUUAGGAAUGAAGAUGCUUCGAUACUGUGCAGGCUUGCCAUUAGCCAUUAUUGUGCUUGCCGGAGUUCUAGCAAGAAAAAACACCGUUAGAGAGUGGGAGAGAGUGCAUGAGAAUGUCCAUGAAUACAUAAGGAGAGGGAUAGGUCAUGAAGAAGAAUAUGAAGGUAAUUAUCCUGAAGACUCUGAGUUUUUGGUAAGCGAAUUGACUAAGUUAUGGGUGGCAAAAGGUCUUAUCUCCUUGAGACAACAAAGACAUGGUUCGAGGGAAACAAUGGAGGAUAUAGCACGUGAUUGUUUAAGUGAGUUGGUGGAAAGGUGUUUGGUUCAAGCAAAAGAGGAAAGCUUUCUCCAUAUUAACAAUUCUUUACAAGAAAAUGAGGCAGCUAAUCUAUUAACUUCUUCUUCUAUGGCAGCCAAGGCAGCACAAUUGGGGAAAAUUCGAAGACUUGCAAUUUACUUGGAUGAGAAUGCAGAUAUGUUGGUUUCUUCAAGAGAUGAAACAAAUGGGCACGUAAGGUCUCUAUUAUUCUUUGGCCUAAGAGAAUGGAGGCCAAAAAGAGAAAAAGGAUUACUAUCUCCGUUGAAGGAUUUCAAAGUGCUUAGAGUUUUGAAGGUUGAAGGUCUUAACAAAGUAGAAGUACAGUUGCCAAGUGAAAUUGGAAAUAUGGUACACUUAAGUUACACCAUAGUCAUCCCAAAUGUGAUAAUGAAGAUGAAACAAUUAAGACAUUUAUAUUUACCCUGGAAUUACAGAGCAAAGGGUAAGCUAGAGUUGUCUACUCUUGGCCAUCUACAGACCUUAUAUAACCUUUCAAGUGAGUAUUGUGAUUUGAAAGAUGUUGGUAGAUUAACAAAUCUUAGGAAACUGAGAAAAAGAGUGUCAAGCUCUUUGCAAAAUAUGGAGGAAAUCUUAAAAUCUAUCGGUAGCACGCUUAACCGUAUCCGGUCUCUAAUUAUGGAGAACAAAAUGAAUAGCGGGCCAAUAGCAGAAUUAGCAAAAGGGCUCCACAACUAUUCAAACCUCACCAAGUUACAAUUGAGUAAGUGUGGUCUCAAGGAGGACCAAAUGGGAAUGCUAGAGAAGCUACCAAACCUAACAAUUUUGAAGCUUAUAGGAGAUUCUUUCGAGGGGAAUACAAAGAUACUGGUUUUCUCCAAAGGAGGAUUUCCUUCUCUUGAAUUUCUUUAUGUUUCUAGAAGGCACCAAAUAACAGAGCUGAGAGUAGAGGAAGGAGCCAUGCCUCGUCUCUGUCAAUUGGAAAUUCAAUAUUGCUGGGGAUUGACGACACUUCCAGAUGGGCUGAGACAUCUUACUAAUCUCAGGGAAUUAACCAUCAAAUGGAUGUCUAGAGAACUCCACCGUCGGAUUAAGGAAGAUGGAGAGGAUUUCUAUAAAAUUCAACAUGUACCUUCCCUUGUAAUUGGAGAACCAUCCCCCUACACCUAA